AUGGCAUGGUUGUAUGAUGAGGGGUGUAGGGAGGUGGUCCAGCAGUCGUGGCAGGAAGGACGGGGACAGGGUUUGCAGAGCUGUAUUGAAUACUGUGGGAAUCGGUUAACACGAUGGGGUGGAGACCAGUACCACAAAUAUGGCAAACAGAUUAAUGACCUAAACAAGAAGCAGCAACGGUUGAGGGGAUGUACUGAUCCGGCCUCACUUGCAGAGUUUCAGCGCUUAGAGCAGCUUCUAAGUCGCACUGAAGCCCAAGAGGAUGCUUACUGGAGGCAGAGAGCUAAGCAGCAUUGGCUCAAUGAGGCCGCUGCCAAUACGAAGUUCUUUCACAGGUAUGCUUCUCAUCGUAAAAAGAAGAAUACUAUAUCUAGAUUAAUGAAUGAUAAUGGGGACUGGGUGGAAGGGGAGCCUAUGAGAAAUAUUAUUUUUGAAUACUUCAAUCAUAUUUUCUACUCUGAAAAUCCAGGAUCUUGA
Molecule: messenger RNA, 477 nt
Organism: Ipomoea nil (Japanese morning glory)
Lineage: Eukaryota; Viridiplantae; Streptophyta; Magnoliopsida; Solanales; Convolvulaceae
Exons: 1
Coding region: 1-477 (158 amino acids)
Source: RefSeq, a predicted model, not a curated record